Dromaius novaehollandiae (emu) is the source of this 3298-nucleotide messenger RNA. RefSeq names its product histamine receptor H3 (gene HRH3). The coding region runs from base 48 to 1313 and encodes 421 amino acids. Lineage: Eukaryota; Metazoa; Chordata; Aves; Casuariiformes; Dromaiidae. The record is from RefSeq and is a predicted model, not a curated record. Gene Ontology annotation, molecular function: histamine receptor activity; G protein-coupled serotonin receptor activity; G protein-coupled acetylcholine receptor activity. Gene Ontology annotation, cellular component: dendrite; plasma membrane; synapse. Gene Ontology annotation, biological process: adenylate cyclase-inhibiting G protein-coupled acetylcholine receptor signaling pathway; G protein-coupled receptor signaling pathway, coupled to cyclic nucleotide second messenger; chemical synaptic transmission. The transcript is spliced from 3 exons.
CGAGGCGCAGCCCGGCGCGGGGCCGCGGGCGCGGCGCGGCGCGGGCCAUGGAGAGCGGCGGGGCGCUGAACGGCUCCGCCGCCGCCGCCGGGCGCUUCGCCGCCGCCGGCACCGCGGCGCUGGGCGCGCUCAUGGCGCUGCUGAUCGCCGUCACGGUGGCCGGCAAUGCCCUGGUCAUGCUGGCCUUCGUGGCGGACUCCAGCCUGCGCACCCAGAACAACUUCUUCCUGCUCAACCUGGCCAUCUCGGAUUUCCUAGUAGGUGCCUUCUGCAUCCCCUUGUACGUGCCCUAUGUGCUGACAGGGAGGUGGAUCUUCGGCAGGAGCCUCUGCAAACUCUGGCUGGUAGUUGAUUACCUGCUCUGCACCUCUUCAGUCUUCAACAUCGUACUGAUUAGCUAUGACAGAUUUCUCUCCGUGACAAGAGCGGUCGCCUACAGAGCCCAGCAAGGCAACACCAAGCAAGCAGUGCUGAAGAUGGUGAUGGUUUGGGUAUUAGCAUUCCUGCUCUAUGGACCUGCCAUUAUCAGCUGGGAAUAUAUAUCAGGCCAGAGUAUCAUACCCACCGGGGAAUGCUACGCUGAAUUUUUCUACAACUGGUAUUUUCUCAUGACAGCCUCUACGCUGGAGUUUUUCACCCCUUUCAUCAGUGUAAUGUUUUUCAACCUGAGCAUUUACCUGAACAUACAGAAGCGUACCAAAAUACGCCUGGAUAUUUUCCACAAAGUACACAACCAGUCCUUCACUGAAGAGAUGGAAACGAGCCCAGAAGAAAAGCCGUCUUUGAAAUGCUGUAAGUGGGAGCAGAAGGAGCCAGCUGAAACCCUCAACCUCUCCAAGAGCAAAGCACAACACGCAGCCUCCACUGCCAGCCUGAGCGCAAAAGAUGCACUGACAACAAUCCCAGAGUGCUCCGAAAAACCAAAGUAUUACAACAAAAAGAGCUCUAAAAAUUCAGCAUCUACUCUGUCCUUAGAGAAACGAAUGAAGGUAGUCUCCCAGAGCAUGACUCAACACUUCAGGCUCUCCAGGGACAAGAAAGUGGCCAAAUCACUGGCAAUAAUUGUGGGCAUUUUUGGGAUUUGCUGGGCACCGUACACUCUCCUCAUGAUCAUCCGUGCUGCCUGCCAUGGCCACUGCAUCCCUGAUUACUGGUAUGAGACUUCCUUUUGGCUGCUGUGGAUCAACUCUGCUGUCAACCCUGUCCUAUACCCUCUCUGCCACCACAGCUUCAGAAGAGCUUUUAUUAAACUCCUCUGUCCGAAGAAGCUAAAGAUUCAACCUCACAAUUCCCUUCAGAACUGCUGGAAGUGAACCCAGCCCUGUGUAUGGAUGGGAAGAGCCUCUCUUAAUUCCCUUGUGUACUGUAGUUUGCUUCCUUGGAAGAAUCUGGGGGCACUGGUCAGGGGGAUGUGAGGAAGGCAGCAGUGAGAUCGGUAUUAAUUUCUUCCAGUCCAUCAACAACAAAAACAUGCAGAAUGGAGGGGUAAGUUUUUUACAUUAACCACGCUCCCAAAAUCUGCGCCUUCUACCACAAGAUGCCAUAAAAGAGCUCUGCUGCCACCUAGUCAGCCAGAGUGGCACCAGCAUUUUGUUAAAACAAACAAAAAUAAAAAAAAUAAAACUAAAAUACAAAUAUCUAAUCUAAAAACAUUGGACUGCUUUCAAACCAGAUUAUUUUUGUGAAUGAGAGGCUUUUUUUUCUUACACUUAUAACAUUAUGCAUAUGCUAUGAUGCAGAAUUUCAAACUUUUCUUCAGGAAAAAAACCACCUCAUUUGUCAUUAUUGCUACUACAACUAUAGCCAUAAUCUAGAUCCCCAUUGCAGAUGGUGCAAUAGGUAUUUGCCCCAAAAGGGGCAAAUCUCUGCCCCAAGGAGUUUACAGCCAGACUUAGGAGACCCCAACAUCCUCAAGCACCCUGUUGCCAUUUCCUGAUCCUUGCUUCAAAACCAAUAAAAUUUCCUUUGCAGACAGCCACGCACCAGCCCACGUCCCCACCUCCAUGACAACAAUUCCUUCUGCUCCUUGCCAAUGGUUUCUGUCUCUUCUUCUGUGUAUUCCUAUCAAUCUUGCCCCCUUUGGAAGCUUACCCCUCUUCUCUCUAGCAUCCUUCCUCAAGCAUGGUCCCGUGUCCCACAAUGGACUUGUCUGCCUUUCCCCAUUUAGACUGUCAGCUGUUUGACUGGCUUUGCAAUGUAUUAAAGGGAUGGAGAAGAGCAAGGGAAUGAGAGUGACUUUCAGGCUGCAGAUGCCCAGCAAGAGCAAGUGUAGUCACCGGUCCUCACAGAUGCUGGGAGUCCUGCCAAACUGCAAGAACAGGGCUCCUGUACCUGCGUGGAAGGUGUCAGCUUCUCCGUGUAGUCUCUCUUCUGAUAACCCAGGGGUGUCUUUAAAUAUCUCCUGCAAGAUCUUAAAAAUUCUCUUUUGGCAAUGUGUUGUAGAAUAAUAGCCAGUAGGAGAAGUGAAGUUCGCGUUCUGCUUUUCAAGUUAGUUCCAGACCUCUUAAUUUUAGCAAGCUCCAAAUCUCUUGCACGCUUCCUUUGGAAAACAUAUUUUGAACAGAGACCCUAAUCUAGCUCAUCCAAGUAACAUAGGCAUCAAAUCCUUUUUCUUUUCAGCAGUCAACUAGUUUCACAUAUACAAUACCGGAUUCAAGAGACCAGGGCUCUAUCUCACUCAGUCUUAAUGUGAGACCUUGGGAAUUUUGUCUCUGCUUCCCAUCUCACACUUCAUACUUGCCUAUUUAGUCUAUAAUCUCUGUGGGAACAGAGGUAGUACAAACAUAAAGCAAAAGACUGUAACUCCCAAUCUCUGUUAGCACUGUUCAGUGCUAUUGUAAUAUAAAUACAUAAUUAGUUGCCAUGGCAAAAGCUCAUAUCUAACAGUAACGUACAGGGGAGCUCAAAAUCAUAUGUCUGAAAACUACAGAUAGAAACCCAAAUAUUGUAAAGUAGUCCCCAAAAGCUUAUGAUGUUGUGAUUGCCAAUUACAUUUAGCUGUUGUAAACAGUUUCUUGGCUGUUGGUAGGAAUAAAAGAAACAAUACUAUUGAACUUUAUUUCAGCGAUACUUGUUGAGUAGAUCAAUAUUGUCAUAUGAAGUCAAGUUCUUGCCUUGUUUGGUGUAUAUGAUAUUUCAGUCUUGUAACAUGCUCAGUCAGACCAUUAUGUACGAGUCAAAACAUAUCCUUUGAAAUAAGCAUACUAAGAAUAGCUAGUAUGCACGUUGUUGAGCUCGCUUGUACCUUUCCUUGUGUCUACCAGCCUCUGAGAACCUCAAUAAAGUAUUUUUAUACAAA